Messenger RNA from Sphaerodactylus townsendi, 855 nucleotides. RefSeq names its product group IIE secretory phospholipase A2-like. Gene Ontology annotation, biological process: phospholipid metabolic process; arachidonate secretion; lipid catabolic process. The transcript has 4 exons. Lineage: Eukaryota; Metazoa; Chordata; Lepidosauria; Squamata; Sphaerodactylidae. The record is from RefSeq and is a predicted model, not a curated record. The coding region runs from base 131 to 490 and encodes 119 amino acids. Gene Ontology annotation, molecular function: calcium ion binding; phospholipid binding.
UGUGUAAUUAUAUAAGUAGCCUCUAUGCAUAUCAAGUACAGCGUAUAGCUCUCUAGAUUCCCUGUACUUUCCUGCCUUAUUACAUAGAAGAAGUCUUUUCUACUAUUCUGCUUAUUUGGUAUCUACGUAAAUGAAUUCUUCGCUUAGAAUCCCUUUGCUCCUCCUGUGGGCUCUCCCAUUUGCAAAUGGCAACCUGGUCCAGUUUGCUGACAUGGUCCGGCGGGUGACGGGCAGGCUUCCGUCUCUGUUUUACAAUGGGUAUGGAUGUUACUGUGGAUUGGGAGGCUCCAAGCAACCUCUGGAUGAAACUGACUGCAUACAGAACGCUGAUUGCCAUGCUCAUGACUGUUUGACAGGUGUUGCCAUGCUCAUGACUGUUGCUAUGGAAAGAUGUCAUCCCUUGGCUGUGACCCCAAACUGGAAACGUAUUCCUACUUUUUCUCAAAAGGGGCAUUAUCUUGCGGCGGGAAAACGAUGUGCCAUAGGAUGAUCUGCGAAUGUGAUAAAGAAGCGGCCCUCUGUUUCCAAAGAGCUGCCAAGACCUACCGCAUAACAAAAGUCUAUUACCCAAACCUCCUCUGCCGCGGGGCCACACCUCCUUGCUAAGAUCCCCAAAUCUAUGAACUCUUUAACUGCCUGGAAUAAUGAUGCUUCCUCCUUCCAGAAGAGAGUGCUGUUAAAAACGUGUUUAUCGCUAUCUUUAUCUGUUCUGGCUCCAGCCCCAAAGUUCAUUUUUUUUAAUUUACAACCUUUAAUGGCAUAGGUUAAAAAAGAAGAAAAAGAUCAAAGGUAUUGAAAUCAGUUAUUCAGUUUGCAUGUGCUUGAUGAAAUAGAUACUAAAAACACUGCCACCUC